Molecule: messenger RNA, 1965 nt
Organism: Talaromyces rugulosus
Lineage: Eukaryota; Fungi; Ascomycota; Eurotiomycetes; Eurotiales; Trichocomaceae
Exons: 4
Coding region: 1-1965 (654 amino acids)
Biological process (GO): SRP-dependent cotranslational protein targeting to membrane
Cellular component (GO): signal recognition particle, endoplasmic reticulum targeting
Molecular function (GO): ribosome binding; protein binding; 7S RNA binding
Source: RefSeq, a predicted model, not a curated record
AUGGCUGCCGUACAAUCGCUGAGCCAGCUGCUCCAGCGCUCCUCGAUCGAAGAGCACGACGAAGUCCUCAAAGCAUGCAACGCCGCCCUGAAAAAGUCCAAAACAGACCUGCAGGCGCAGCAUGCCAAGGUGGUGGCAUUGCUGAAACUCGACCGAUACGAAGACUCGCUGCGACUUCUGGAAGAAGCCGGAGAUGCGCUCAAGUCGAAGGCCCCCAUUGAAUAUGCCUAUGCCUUGUACAAGUGCGGUCGUUUGAGUGAGGCGGCCGAGGUUGCGGCGAGUUCGGCCACGGGACGAGGUGCGAAACAUGUCGAGGCUCAAGCAAACUACCGUGCCGAGAAAUUUGUUUCAGUGGCAUCGAUAUACGAGAGCUUGGCUGGCAACGAGGCGGAACUGGGCAACGAAUAUAACGAUUUACGUAUCAACACCUGGGCAGCACAUGCGCAAGGAUUAUGGCACAGAGAGGGAGACUUUUCACAGAUCCGGAAACCGACCAGAGAGGACCUCGAGGCUUUUGAGACGUCGUACAAUGCAGCUUGUGCGAGCAUCGCUCGGGGUGACUUAAAACAGGGAGAGAUUUUAUUGAAGCGCGCCAAAGAACUGUGUAAAACAUCGGAAUACUUGUCGCCCGAGGACAAGGCCAGUGAAUUGCUGCCGAUCAACAUCCAGCAGCUUUACACCCUUCUCAGACAAGGCAAGCUUGAGAGCGCCGAGGAAGUUGCUCGGGAAAUCUCUCUCAAUGAGAAUACGGAUCUCUCUACAAAGAAAAUCGCCCAGAAUAACAUCUUAAUAUCACAAAAACAAAACAUCAACCCUUACCAGCUGCACAAACUUUUCCAUGAUACUCCGGAGCCUCGUGACAGUGAUCAACUUUUCAAAUUCCAGUCCAGUGCUCUGGAUAGCAAUUCGCACGCACUCGAUCUCGAGGUGCAAAAGUCUGACGGUGUUAUCCGGUCAACGACAAAGGCGUUAUCACAGCGUCCGUACCCAUCAGUCGACCCAGAUGUUAACCUCCUAUCAAUCUACAACGCGGCAGCUCGUGUUCAGGAUAAAACCGGUCACCAGGCUAUCCAAGAGCUUCACACUUUGCUAGCUCGACGGCCGAAAGAUGUCGGGUUGGUCUUGACCAUUGUUCAGUUGUAUGUCGGCGAGGGCAACACCACGUCAGCUAUCAAUGCUCUCGAAAACACCAUCCAUCUCCUCGAAGAGUCAAUCUCCGAGGCCGACCAAGAAGUCCGAUACAACCCUGGAUUAGUUAGUGUGCUGAUUGCGCUAUAUCAACGCGAAGGCCGAAAAGCCCAUGUCAAGGCGGAGCUGGCCAAGGCCGCAUCGUACUGGCGCCAGCAAUCCAGACAGCCUACCACCCUUCUCCGUGCUGCGGCAUCCGAGCUCCUCCACUCGCCCGACCCAGCAGACCUGGCAAUUUCCCAAGAACUGUUCGGUGCAAUCCACACCCAAAACCCGGCAGACAAGUUCGCGAUCGCUGGCUAUGUUGCAUCGUACGCUACGACAGACCUGACCAAAGUCAAGAAGGAGCUGGAGAUCCUGCCCAAGGUCCAAGAUCUCGUGCCAGACGACGUUGACGUGGCCGCGCUCGAAAACGCAGGGGUCCCUCAGUCGCAGGCCAGUCUGGCCGCCAACGCCGCAGUCCUGGCCGGUGCGCGCAAGAGAGCUGCAAAGGACCAGAAUGCUCGGGCGAAGAAGCGGAUCCGCAAAUCACGGCUGCCCAAGGACUAUGACCCGAGCAAGGCGCCUGACGCCGAGCGAUGGCUGCCCCUGCGUGACCGGUCUACAUACAGGCCCAAGGGACGCAAAGGAAAGCAGCGCGCAGCGGAGAGAACACAGGGAUUUGUUGUUACUGAGAAGGAUGAAGCAGCCUUUGGUGGACAGCAGCAGCAGCAGCAGCAACAGCAACAAAAGACGGCAAACAAUGCCUCGAAAAAGAAGAAGAAGGGCAAGCGAUAG